Neurospora tetraspora is the source of this 1530-nucleotide messenger RNA. RefSeq lists its product as uncharacterized. The transcript has 6 exons. Lineage: Eukaryota; Fungi; Ascomycota; Sordariomycetes; Sordariales; Sordariaceae. The record is from RefSeq and is a predicted model, not a curated record. The coding region runs from base 1 to 1530 and encodes 509 amino acids.
AUGACCCAGAUUCCCUGGCUUGACAUCUUUGACGGGCCCGUCUCCAACGCCUCAGAACUCAACUUUGCCUCUACCAGAGCUCGCGCGGAGGACGCUCUCUUCUACCCUCCCAGCAAUGAGAACUCUCCUGUGCCCCCCUCGCGGGAUCGCACCUUGAGGACGAGCCCCCCUACCCAAGCUGACGAGGACGAGAACUUACGACGAUUCAGCAUGCGGCCCCCCACCCAACCGAUCCUUACUGACGAGGACGCGUAUUACGCGGCGCAGCUGGAGAUGAUCCGUAAGAAGUACAUGCGCGUCAUGGACAAGAAGAAGCCGCCCCCUCACCUCGCUGUGAGAAUCUGCAAGAAGAUUUUUCAUGGCGCGUUCAUGGCUGCCUUUAAUGUGCCUCGGGCCAGCACCACCAAGAAGCUGUCCGCCGAGGACAAGAAGAAGCAGAAGAAGAAGAAGAAGAAGUUCACCACCCGUGGCACCACCAAAGCCUCCAAGGCCAGGAAGGUCAAGUUUGCUUGGCCCAAGAAGGUCCGUGUCGGCGACGAAUGUACUGCUGGCCACUGGUCAAAUCUCUGGUUCUUCGAUAGUGGCCGGCCGAUGACGGAACACAACAUCCGUCCCGUCAUCGGCCAAGCAAAACAAGCAUCACCACCACCUCCACCGAAUCCAGGCACACGCCAUCACUGGCUGAUUGCCACCAGGAUCAGGCCCGGUGGAGACGCUACGCCGAGCACCCCCUCUACACCCUUUUCCACUACAGUGCCCGCGCACUAUCCCAGCAAUAUGUUUUCCAAGGUCAAGAAGCUCUCCGCGAAGGUCAAGGAGCGUAUGUACUCGUCUGUACAGAUCAUCUACUCCGCUCUCGCCUUCGGUACAGGCCAACUUCCAAGGCUUCACGUUGUACAAGACAAACCCCGCUGCUUGAAUUGUGCUUUCGACAUCACCGAGGGGCAUUUCAAAGCACCCCUUGAGGGGGCCCUCAACUCAGGCCACCCCUCACAUGGCCUCCCCGACGUCGAGAUUCUUCCCGAUUCACCAACGAUCAACUCCUCACCUAGCGUGAUCACCACCACCACCACCAACCAAGAUGCCUUGCCCUCACAAAAAGCUCUACGAAAGGAGAAGAAGAUGAGCGAGGAGGCCGGCGACAGCAAGAAGCGCAAGAAGCACGACGGCGAGACCGCCGAGGGAGAAGGCCGAGCGCAAGAAGCAAAAGAAGGAGAAGAAGGAAAAGAAGGAAAGAAGGAGAAGAAGGAGCAGGCAAAGGCAACAAAGCCCAAGGAAGAGCCACAGUCCAGCACUUCUAGACCGCGGGGCAAGAAUCCAGUGGAGUCCGCCUCUGACCCGAAUGAGACGGAAGAACAGAGGAAGCGCCGCUUGCGGAAGGAGGAGAAGAAGAAGAAGGAAAAGAAGGGAGAAGAAGGAGAAGAAGGAGCAGAAGAAGAAGAAGUCCACCACCCGUGGCAGAAUUUGCGUGGGCUUGCUGCCCUCAAUGGUACUCUGCGUGAUGACGAAAACCAAGCUUGCCAGAACUGA